Molecule: messenger RNA, 1032 nt
Organism: Ilex paraguariensis (yerba mate)
Lineage: Eukaryota; Viridiplantae; Streptophyta; Magnoliopsida; Aquifoliales; Aquifoliaceae
Source: the annotation of a GenBank genome assembly
AUGCCGGCAACGAAUGACUCGGGCCGAUUGUUCACGAUCGUGCUCGUCACAUCAUGGUACUCCUCAAACAUUGGGGUUUUAUUGCUGAACAAGUACUUACUCAGCAACUACGGAUUCAAAUACCCGAUAUUCCUCACCAUGUGCCACAUGACCGCGUGUUCUUUGUUAAGCUAUAUCGCCAUUGCGUGGAUGAAGAUGGUUCCUAUGCAGACUAUCCGAUCCCGAGUCCAAUUCAUGAAGAUCUCUGCACUAAGUUUCGUGUUCUGUGCCUCGGUGGUAAGUGGGAAUAUAUCGUUAAGGUAUUUGCCAGUUUCCUUCAAUCAAGCGAUCGGGGCCACAACGCCAUUUUUCACGGCGGUUUUUGCGUAUUUGAUUACGUUGAGGAGGGAGGCUUGGCUCACUUAUAUCACUCUCAUUCCUGUUGUUACUGGGGUUAUCAUUGCCAGCGGGGGUGAACCAAGUUUCCAUCUAUUUGGAUUUAUAAUGUGUAUUGGUGCUACAGCUGCAAGAGCACUCAAAUCAGUGCUUCAGGGGAUUUUGCUUUCUUCUGAAGGGGAAAAGCUAAAUUCUAUGAAUCUUCUCUUGUACAUGGCUCCUAUAGCUGUUCUGCUUCUACUUCCUGCAACACUAUUUAUGGAAGAAAAUGUAAUUGGUAUCACAAUAGCACUAUCCAGGGAUGAUAUCAAGAUCGUCUGGUAUCUGCUAUUCAAUUCUGCACUUGCAUAUUUUGUAAAUUUGACCAAUUUCUUGGUCACAAAACACACCAGUGCUCUUACUCUCCAGGUAUGCCUUCCUUUCAGGUCCAAGCUUCUUUCCCCUUGAUGAUCAAUCAUCUUUAUGUUUACCAUUUAGUAUACAAUCAUGAAUGAGAAUCAGCGAAGAACUUAAUUAGUAUUUUAUUUAAAGGAAGCGGGAUUAUGUCCUAAUGAUGUUAAUGUGUGCAGUGUAAUUAUAAUAACAUAAAUUUUUUGCUUAAAGAGGAAAAGGAAAUUCCUAUAUCUAGGCACCGGGUGAUAAAUUUCCAAUUCUGAU